CAUCGUCUUCUGUAUUUUUCUUUCUCACGAAUUGAGCCCUUCAAUGGCGCAAACUUGGGUCAGAGCUGGUUAUUAUUGGAAAUCAUCAUACACUUAUGAGCACCCCAUUUCCAACAUAAAUUCUUCUCUCUUCACCCAUCUUAUUUAUUGCUUUGGUGAUGUGAAUACUACAACAUACCAGCUAUCUUUUCCAUCACCUUAUGAUGAACUACUAAUCUCCAAUUUCGCAGACACUGUGAAGCAAAAGAACCCAUCAGUCAACACACUUUUGUCCAUUGGAGGCACAAAUAUCGAUUGGUCAACAUUUUCCUCAUUGUUAAGCAAUGAUUCUCAUAGAAAAUCUUUCAUUGAUUCAUCAAUAAAAAUGGCCAGGCUUUAUGGCUUUCAAGGCCUAGAUCUUUGGCAUAGUCACGUAAACACAAGCAAUGAAAUGUUGAAUCUAGGAAUUCUAUUCAGAGAAUGGCGAGCUGCUGCUGUUCAAGAGGCUAGAAACUCAAGGCAGUCGCAACUUAUCCUGACUGCCUCAGUUAAACAUUUACCGAAUUAUUUUUAUUUAACAAAUUUUCCAAUAGACUUCGCAGAGACGUACUUGAACUGGGUUCAUGUUGUUACUUGUGAUUAUAAAAAGACAACAAUUACAAACUUUACAGCUGCUCCUUCAGCUCUGUAUGAUCCAAGUUGUAUUGAUAAUACUGAUUAUGCUAUAAUGGCAUGGAUCAAUGGAGGACUAUCAUCUAAUAAGCUUGUCUUCUGUUUGCCUCUGUAUGGCUAUGCAUGGGAACUUGCCAAUCCUCAGGUCAAUGGCAUUGGCGCACCGGCAAGGGGACCAGCUAACAACGACAUAGGAUUCGUGACUUAUAAUCAAAUCAAGAGAGAUUAUAUCCAACCAUAUGCACCUAAUAUUACGUUCAAUGCAACAUAUGUGGUGAAAUACUUCACAGUAGGGACAUCUUGGAUUGGCUUUGAUGAUGCCCAAGUCGUUAGAAUCAAAAUUUCUUAUGCCAAAGAAAAGAAGCUACUUGGUUACUUUGUGUGGCAAGUCUACAUGGACUAUAAUUGGGAGCUUUCCGGAGCUGCAGCGGAAGAGGAUAGAAUUAAUUUUCCAACUCAGGAAAGUGAUCAAAUUGGAAGAAGUAAUAGGCGUAAGACAGUAAUAGUUUGGACGGCAACUGCAACUGCUGUUCUCUUACUAGGCUUUGCCAUUGUCUAUUGCUGGAUGAGAAAGCUCAGAAGAAAAGAAAUGGUUCACUCAGCCAAACAAUCAAAUGAUGAAGUACCUUGUGGAGAUUUUACAAAAAACGAUCUUAAUCUGAUAAUAUAUACUUGGGUUGAGAUUGAAGCAGCUACAGACCGAUUUUCAUUUCAAAACAAGCUUGGCGAAGGUGGUUUUGGCCCUGUUUACAAGGGCAUACUACCGAAUGGGCAGGAAAUAGCAGUAAAGAAACUUUCAAAAACAUCCAAACAAGGCUACAAGGAAUUCAAAAAUGACGUUAUGCUGACUGCAAAGCUCCAACAUGUAAAUCUAGUCAAGCUUCUGGGUUAUUGCAUUGACGGAAGACAACAGAUGCUGGUCUACGAAUACAUGCCAAACAAAAGCUUAGACUCUUACCUUUUUGGUAUAAAAUUUAUGUGCAAUUCUUUUUUUGUUAUUGUUAGGCUUAUUUAUAAUAAUUUACUUUGUUCACCAAUGAGUUUGAUGUAGAUCCCAUUAGACAACAUAUUUUGGAUUGGGAAAAACAUGCUCAAGUUAUUGAAGGAGUGAUUCAAGGACUCAUAUAUCUUCAAAAAUAUUCAAGAUUAACUAUUAUUCAUCGAGAUAUAAAAGUUAGCAAUAUCUUGUUAGAUGGAGAAAUGAAACCCAAAAUAUCAGAUUUUGGAAUGGCUAGAAUAUUUUCAAAGGAUGAUCUUGAAGCAGAGACAAGCCGUAUUGUUGGAACGCUGCAUAUGAGUUGUGGAAUGUCGGCAAAGGCAUGGAGUUUAUGGAUGAAUCAUUGAACGAUGCAUAUUCAUAUUGUAAAUUAAUGAGAUGCUUGCAAAUAGGUCUAUUAUGUGUCCAAGAAAAUCCAAUUGAUAGACCAUCCAUGUUGGACGUUUCCACCAUGCUAAAAAAUGUAAACAUAGAUAUGAUGAUUCCGAAGAAGCCUGCUUUUUGCAAACAAGAUCAACCAAAUAAAUCUGUUGUGCAGUUGGAAGGUUUUUCAGGGAGCACUUCAUCAAUUAAUGAUGUAUCAAUUUCAGAUGUGUCAGCUAGAUGAGCCUUACAAUUUUGAGAUUACUAAUAUUGCUAUAUUAAUUACAUGUUAGUUUUUAUAGCAUUCCUAAAAUUUAUGAUUUUGUUUUGAGUUAAAG
This is a messenger RNA of Mangifera indica (mango), 2349 nucleotides long. RefSeq names its product class V chitinase-like. Gene Ontology annotation, biological process: carbohydrate metabolic process; protein phosphorylation; chitin catabolic process. The transcript has 5 exons. The coding region runs from base 44 to 1702 and encodes 552 amino acids. The record is from RefSeq and is a predicted model, not a curated record. Gene Ontology annotation, molecular function: chitin binding; chitinase activity; protein tyrosine kinase activity. Gene Ontology annotation, cellular component: extracellular region. NCBI's taxonomy places the organism in Eukaryota, Viridiplantae, Streptophyta, Magnoliopsida, Sapindales, Anacardiaceae.